Cokeromyces recurvatus is the source of this 2482-nucleotide messenger RNA. RefSeq names its product WD40-repeat-containing domain protein. Gene Ontology annotation, biological process: proteasome-mediated ubiquitin-dependent protein catabolic process. Bases 23 to 2350 code for a protein of 775 amino acids. The record is from RefSeq and is a predicted model, not a curated record. The transcript is spliced from 9 exons. Lineage: Eukaryota; Fungi; Mucoromycota; Mucoromycetes; Mucorales; Mucoraceae. Gene Ontology annotation, molecular function: protein binding; ubiquitin protein ligase activity.
UUUUUUUUUUUUCAAAUACAAUAUGUCUCAACUUUCUAAUGCAAGUUAUGGACAAAUAGAUGAAGAAAGUGAAUCCUAUAGUCUGUCUGAUUUAGAAUUUGCUGAACAACAACAAGAAAUACAAGACGAACAAUUAUCUGCAGAUGGAUCAGUAACAGAACAAGAUAAUCAAAUUCAACCUUCUGAAGAAUACAACAAUCGAUCUAAUGUUGAACUUAGUAGCUGGGUUUCACCGAUCUCCUCCAUUAUGAAUUUACUUUCUAGAUCAUCAAGAACUAAUAAUCAAAAUGACGAAAGCCCAUCAGAACAAUCAAAAGAAAGUGCAACUGAUGCUCUAGAUGAAGAGUUAGCUUGUCCUAUUUGUCAAGACAUUAUGAAAGAAGUUUAUGCUACAAAGUGUGGUCAUUCAUUUUGUUAUUUCUGUAUUUCACGUCAUUUAAGAAAUCAAGAAGAUUGUCCCAUGUGUCGAUCAAAAUUAUUCAAAACUGAAAUAUACCCAAACUUUCAACUGAACAAGUUAUGCACAUAUCGCAUUAAAUCCAGUAGUAGAUUCAGCUUAUCGGACUCCUCUGUUGAAAAUUUUAUCGAAAAAAGUCGACAAAAUCCAGAGAAGAUAGUUUAUUCACUAGCUGAAAUAUUAUCCUAUGAUGAAUUGAUUGCUAUUUGCAGAACAGCCAUAGAAGAAAAAAACAAAACUAAUUGUGAUGGAUAUGAUGUUAAAAGAUAUUUAUUAGCUCAGUUCCUGACAAAACUUAAACAAAGAAAUGCAGAUGUGAUUCGUGAAGUAGUUCAAGAGAUGAAUGCUAUUGAGGAUGAUUUAAGUUAUUUAGGAGGAAGAUUGAAUCAGGAUCAACAGAUAUAUAAUGAACAGUCUUCAACAAGGAAAAGACGUCUCUCUCAAAUAUUAAGAGAAGAAGAGACUGGACAGCAAGCAAAACGUCAAGAGGAACAAAUAUCUGAACAGCAUGGAAAUGAAAAUGAAGAACAAGACAACACAUCUUCGAGUGAUGUAUAUAACUUUCAAACCCCCUUAAGCAGUGAUAAUGAAGAGCAGCCACAAAGGGAAACUAGAGAAGAAAACACUCUCCCUCUUCAUUCAUCAGCUAGUUAUGAAUUAAGGAAAAUGAAAAGACGUAUUGAUCAACGUUUCCUUGAUCUUCGUAACAUUUACAAAAAUCAAUUUUCUGGCCUAGAAAAUCGCUUAGAAAAAUUGAAAACCUUCUCGAACUUGCUUUAUGAAUACACACGUUAUGAUAGAUUUGUGGUCCUAGAUACUCUUUAUUAUGCUGACUAUCCAUUCAUUCGACGUCGUUCGCAACAACCUACUUCAUCGGCUAUUGUUUCAUGUAUUGAUUUUGAUCGAGAUGAAGAAUUCUUUGCUGUAGGUGGAGUCUCAAAAGAAAUAAAAAUAUUUGAUUAUAAUUUAAUCAAUAAAUCGAAAAAUAUACCAUCAUCUCAACAAAUGCAGCAGCGCUAUCACUGUCCAAUACGUGUUAUUCCAUGUCUAGCUAAGCUCAGUUGCUUAACUUGGUCACCUUACUUGAAAUCACAGCUAAUUUCGUCAGACUAUGAUGGCCAUGUCACUGUUUUAGAUAUUAUGACAGGUGUUCGAACGCAUAAUUUUGAUGAGCAUACAAAGCGUGUUUGGAGUGUAGAUAUUUCAAAUGUCAAUCCUACUUUAACAGCGAGUGGAAGUGAUGACAUGACAGUCAAGAUUUGGUCACUUUCUCAACAUACAAAACAAUCGGUAUGCCAAUUAGAAUCUAAAGGAAAUGUAUGCUCUAUACAAUUUGCUCCUGAUAAUGGGCAUCUAUUAGCUGUUGGCAGCGCAGGUAAUAAUUUCUUGCUACAUAUGUAUAUAUAUUUAUUUGUAAAAUUAUAUUAUUUUAUAGAUCAUGCUUUGUCAUUAUAUGAUUUAAGAAAUCCAGUUGAGCCUUUAAAAGUCUAUGAAGGGCACAAAAAGGCCGUUUCCUAUGUGAAAUGGCUUAAUAACCAAGAACUCGUUACCGCUUCUACGGACAGUACAUUAAAACUUUGGAAUCGUGAAUCAGGGGAAUGUAUUCGCACGUUUAAAGGACACAUGAAUGUCAAAAAUUUUGUUGGUUUAUCUACUCAUAAUAAUUGGAUUAGUUGCGGUAGUGAGAAUAAUACACUUUAUACAUAUCAUAAGCAUUCUUCUACACCUGCUUUUGCUUAUGAAUUUCCGAGAUCUUUAUCUUCACAUGGUGAUGAUGUGGCUUUAGAUUCUACUAACCCUAUUUUUGUGAGUGCUAUCUGUUGGAGGAAAUCAAGAUCAAAGUUGGUAGCAGGAAAUAGUAAAGGCAUUGUAAAAGUGCUUGACUUUGCUUAAUUUAUAAAUUCAUUUGAUAUAAGAAAUAUGCCCAAAAAAUCUCUUUUUUUUUAUGUUCAUUAUUUCAUAUUAUAUACAAUAAAUAAACAAAAAAAAAAAUACAUAUAUGACUACUAAUAAAAAAAAAACUAC